Messenger RNA from Penicillium brasilianum, 5565 nucleotides. NCBI's taxonomy places the organism in Eukaryota, Fungi, Ascomycota, Eurotiomycetes, Eurotiales, Aspergillaceae. The record is from the annotation of a GenBank genome assembly.
CGUCGAUCCAGAUCCAGGUACGGUGACUGUCGAGCAAUUCAGGGUAACCGUCGAGCCAGGCUCAGUGACCGUUGGUCCUGAAACGGUAAUUGUGAUCGUAGAUGCUGGCACGGUAAUAGUCGAUCCAGGUAAAGUAAUCCAUUUAGUGUAGAUAAUGGUUCUUCCAAUAUCAAUUGCGAUUCCUAGUCCUUCGGCACCUACCCCCGAUGCGCGAGUAGUGACACCUGGUGACUCCACAUAUGUAGGAAUAGUUGCAGGAAUCGUCGGGAUGAGAGCUGGAGUUGACCCAUCGACACUGUUUGUUGAUAGCGCAAUCGCAGCGGUCGCCCACAGCGAAAGGAAAGCGAGUGAAAACCUCAUUGUGGACCUAUCUGGCAAACCGUCAAGGGCUGCUUCGAGAGCAUCGGCGAAGUGGUGUAAGUACACUAGAGGAAAUUCGAUGACAGAGUGGCCGACGAGGAAGAAAUGCUACCCAGCAGGAGGGACCCGCCACUUCUCGUCUUCUCCAUGUUCAAAGAACUGCAUCCUGCGAGGCUCGUAAAUAAUCAAUGCGGCUGGGAAUAAUUGCACCAUCAUCAUGCGGACUCGUUCAGCCCAGAACACGAGCUUCCAUGCAAGCUUUGGGACACGAGGUGGGCCGACCGGUACUGGUGGAGGCGAAGCCAACGGAUGAAUGAAAGUCGAUGAAAGAAACGCCGUCGGCCGCAUCAGCCGAGCCCAAGGAGUAUUGGAUAUGUUCUUUUCAAUCUACCAUUGAUCGACAGUCUUGGUCCAGGGCUGGGGCUGGACCGAUCGUGGUCAAGGUCGGGCGCGCCUGCAGCGAGGGGGUCAAUUCUCGUUGGCUGUGCCGUACCGCACGGGGACUCGAGGUGGAAGAUGCGAUGCACGCUGGACGAAAAGGAGGCGUAAAGCCACAAAGAAGACGUGAACAAAGCUGCAUUCCCUUUGACCCGCAGCUGACUAGCAGCCGGCGAGGGAAAGGCUGGGAAGGGGGUCAGAUCUUGCGUCCAACUAACCUGAUUACGGGCUAGACCGCAACAUGCAAUAUGCAACAUGCAACAUGCGUAGUUCUCGUCUAAUCGUCGUCCGCCUUGUUCCGUGGAGUAUUCUGUCGUUGUAACAAACUGAUAGAUCACCGUUGAAAGCUGUCCGCAAUGCGGCCGUGACCUCCAGCGAUGAGGUCUCCCUUCGUAACGACGCUGACUCUGUUGGCAGCCGUGGUGGACAGCGCAGCGAGCGAAUGUUCAACAUGGCUAAGACAAAUCAACACUUCUAUUUGCACCUGGCAAAACUUGAGAGCCAACAUCCUCCGCGACACAAUCUACCUCGACGGUGGACAUAUUUGGUUACAGCAAGGAUUUGACGAUGGCUGUGUGAACUAUGCAGCUGACAACAGCUUCGAGGGCUACAUCUAUACCCUCAACCUCGGGACUUCGUUCAACACCAGUUCGAAUUUCUCAACCGUCCUCCAGAAUGAAACCGUCGCCGGUGGCACUGCUAGCAAUCUAGCUCCCAAUUACAUCGACGGUGCGAUGUUUUCGAAUCAAAACGAAUUCUAUCUCUAUGGGGGAAUGAUUCCUUUGACCGACAACAGCGAUCCGCCGCCUGCUAAUGAGGUCCUCGGAUAUGAAGGCUACCAGUAUGGCGCCUAUCGCAACAUUUGGGGGCCCGGUUGGCACAAAGAAGACCUCCCCAGUAACGUCACUCGGUAUAUCACCAAUGGCGCUGGGGUCUCCGCACCAAGUGAAAACCUGGGCUUCUACUUCAGUGGAAUGCGAGCUGCAAACUGGGGCUCGUUUACAUACGACCAGUUCAACGCCAACGUCACAGCGGAUACGCUCAUAACCGUGGAUAUGUCCAUAAUGGGCAAUUCGAGUUGGAGUAACACCACCCUGGCACCUGAAGUCCUUGGACGUGCAAAUGCCGAGCUAGUAUGGGUGCCCGUCUCUGACUCUGGUGUGUUGGUGGCUAUUGGAGGAGUCGUGGACCCGGUCCAGUUCUACCAGAACACCGGGCUGAACACCACACAGACUGCAACGAGCAAGAAGAUCAGCCCGACUUUCAUGGAAACAGUCUCCGUCUAUGAUGUCAAAAGUCAGAAGUGGUACAUGCAAAAUACAACGGGCGAUACGCCGCCUCAAUUGACGCAGUUCUGCUCUGUCUUAGCCAGUGCAUCGGAUGGCUCCUCGCAUAACAUCUACAUCUAUGGAGGGUACAAUGGUAUUGAUUUGGACAGCGUUGCGUCGGAUGAUGUCUAUAUCUUGUCUCUCCCGUCUUUCACGUGGAUCAAAGCCUACAAAGGCAAUAGCACGCACGGUCGUAGCGGGCACCGCUGUAUCAAGGUAUAUCCAGACCAAAUGUUGUCUCUUGGAGGUGUUCACGUCACGUCAACCGAUUGUGUGGAAGGAGGGAUCGUCGUGAACUUCAAUUUGAACAGCCUGACCUUUGAGGAGAACUACGACCCGAAGAAAUGGAGCGAAUACAAGGUGCCAGACAUUGUGACGGCGAAGAUUGGUGGAAGCUCCGUAGGAGGUGCAACCACUACUGCCCCAUCCUCACGGACCAAUUCCUCUCUUGCAGCUAUCUUUGACAAGAAGUACUCCAAGACAAUCAAGAACUAUUGGCCCUACAACAGCACCAGCACCAAUAGUACGAGCAGCGAUACAUCAACUCACAAGAGUGGCGGUCUACCUAAAUGGGCCGCAGCAGUCAUCGGCGUACUUGUUGGACUGUUCGUUAUCGGCCUUCUCAUCUUCGGAUGGUGGUUCUGGCGUCGCCGUCGCCGUCGCCGUCGCCAUCAGCGUCCUGAGAGCAUUGCACCCAGCUUUGGCAAGACCGCUGGUGCCAGAGAGGCCGAUAGCACCGAAGUGCGUCAGUUAAUGUACAGCAGCGAAUUAAGUUCUCCGAUUUCUGGACCUCAGUCGACAUCGACAGGCGUGGAGUCCAGGGCCAACGGGUCCUCCGUACCAGAUUCCGUCCAAACCUCAGUUUCGCCCCGUACGGUGGAAUCAGGAGGAGCAACAGUAUAUGAGAUGCAUGAUUCUUCACCUGUCGAGCUCGCGACAUCAUACAACGUUGCCUCCGAUACACCCGCUACAACUCCAGUCUCAACUCCAAUGCGGUCUCCGGUAUCACCAGCGACACCUGAAGGCGAGACGGCACAGUCCGCACGGCCAGCGCACUACCGCAGUUCGUCUACGGCGUCCAGUGUACCCUCCCUGUCCAUUGACAAUGUCAUGACGGGCCGCCAGUCGUAUUUCCAGGAGGCCUUUGAGACUAACAAGAGUGUCUCAAGAGCACGCAUUGGCUCUGAGAUUUCGGAGGCGAGCAUUGGUGAAGAGGAAAGGACAGAGGUCAGAGGCCAGACUAUUCCUGAAGAUGAACCGUAUGUUCGUAGUGGGGUAUAAGGGUGUACGACAGGAUCAGAUAGCGAAAAUUAAUGGGUUGGGCAUUGAAAUCUCCGGCUAGUUCGUACUUCUCUCCUUAUGAUAUGAAUAUUCAAUGAUACAAUUCUGCUUCACCGUUAUAAUCGUGCGCAAGCUCAUAAAUGGCAGUAGACGGGGUUUUAUAAAAGAGAAGCGGCUCUUCACAGGUUCCCCCAAUAUAAAUGAUGGAUAGUAUAUAAACUGUCAUACAUUGGAUAAGCUCGACUCAGUCCAGUAAAAUUCGCUCACGCAGGUUGGCUUUCGGGUGUUGGAAACUGUCUUCCAAGAUCCACGAUGGCCCUGCCGACAUCGAUGCAUAAAUCUAGAGGCUGUAAGUUCUCAUUCGUCUUGUAGUUUUUGCUGAUUAUCGUGCUGAGUUUCUCGUUCCAGCAUGGAACCAGUGCGGUUACAUCGGACAAUAGCAGUGAUUUCGGCUCAUCUCCGCCCCCAGUAUAGUCAUCGUGACGAGCCAUUAAUUUGAAUGACUCAAGAAUAUCCGAAGAACUGGUCUUCAUGGGAAGGCGCAGAUUGUGAAGGUCAAGACCCUGUGGGAUCCGUUCAAGGGGUAGUCUACUGGUUCGACUUCGCCGAAGUGUCCCCGGGUCAUCAACUGAGUCUUCCGACAACUGGUUUGCAUUAAGGGACAUGAGAUACGCUCGAGGAUCACCUGCAGCCAAAGCUGCUGCAGGGGGCCGGUCGACCCCGGCCUUAUCGGCAGUCAACGCAGCUUUGGCGGCAAUAUAUCGAUUGUGAUGGGGUGAGUUCGACGGAGGAACCCUUGUCCCGGUGUUCGACAUUUUUGACCGGGUUCGAUAUAAUUGAUUAGCCUCUCGUUUCCGCCGUUCAAAAUCCAGCGCCUUCUCCAAUUCAGAUGAACUCUCAGGGGUGAAGCCCUCGUGUAUACUAGCGGCCCAAUUUUCCAGGACAGGGAACCCUCGGCCGCUGUCCAUUGACCUUGCCUGGUGAUCAUUGUCAGGCGAAAUAUCACUGCCAAUUUGCUGGGGAGAGAGGUCGGGCGUUCCUUCACGUUGUGGACGAGGUGAGAAUGAUAAGCUAUGGCUCUCCAAGGGUAGGGUGAUUAUGGGUAUAUCCAGUGGAGGAUUGAAUCGCCGUUCCGCCAGCUGGGAGAGUGUGGCAAUGGCCUGUUCAGGCUCAACCAGGGGUUCGGGUGAUCUUGAAUCAAGCGAGGCCUGUGUAUUCCGCUGGAACCAAGUAUCUAAGGCACCGUUCCCGUAACGCUCUCUGUCUCUUUCUCGCAUUGCCCUUCGGGAGGCACUGAUCGAUGAAGCCGAUUGAAGCGGGGAUUCAUGAGGUGUUGGAGGGUUUCGACGGUGAUUUGGCGGAGACACAGGGGUCCCUCUAGAAUAAACUGGACUAGACCGCUCAGAAUUAUGAACUGGUGAAAUCGAAGUUGGUCUUUGCGGUGUGUGUCUUUGUCCGGCUGCUUGUGAGGCGGUCGCCAGACUGAUUGGUACCGCAGAAGAUGGGGCAUCUCCAGGGUCUGGGACCUGCAAUGAAGCAUUGAUCCGCGAUAUUGACCAUGGAUUGAUUUGACGCGAAUUACCACUCUCAGAGGCCGGGUUGCUUUCAAGUCCCCUACUUCGGCCUCCAUUAUUGGGCGUCUGCGCAAGGGAUGGCACGCUUGGGGAAAGCGAUGAGGUCUGAGUACCAGGACUAGUGAGAAUGGGAGCACCUAAAGAGCCUGCUUCAUCAAUGUACAAUAUCUGAGAGGCUUGGUGGGCAGGUCUCCGGGCCAUGAGCAGGUCAAAACCAGCACUACUAGCUGGAUCAUUGGAAGAUGCUGCCUUUUUGGCCGGAAUCUUGGUGGUCACGUCUGGUAGUGCUCCGUAAUUGUCAUUGAAAAGAUUUUCGAUGAGGGCAAACACUAUUUCCCGGUCCUCGAAAAGCACAUCAUCUUUGCCCGGCUCAAUGUUGACAUCGUAACUUCCCAAGGGACACCUGAGCCGGAGACAAAGAAACGGCUCGGUGACUGAUUUGGGUGCCUCCCCUUUCGAGCUAGCAGCACGAACGUAGGAUUUGAAGAGCUUGACAAUAUCGUGGCCGACGCCACGAGAUGUGGAAAGAGGCCUCCCAUCGAUACUAAGAAAUUGGCCCUUGUUGUUGGCUUUUGAGAAGUCUG